Molecule: messenger RNA, 2575 nt
Organism: Opisthocomus hoazin
Lineage: Eukaryota; Metazoa; Chordata; Aves; Opisthocomiformes; Opisthocomidae
Source: RefSeq, a predicted model, not a curated record
AAGCCUCAAAGUCAUUACAACCAUGGAUAUAGUGAAUCUCUUGGACGGAAAAGUCACAUUGAUGAUUACAGCACUUGGGACAUUGUCAAAGCCACACAGUACGGAAUAUAUGAACGAUGUAGAGAAUUGGUGGAAGCAGGUUAUGAUGUACGACAACCAGAUAAAGAAAAUGUAACACUUCUCCACUGGGCUGCAAUCAACAACAGGAUAGAUCUGGUGAAAUACUAUAUAUCAAAAGGUGCUAUCGUUGAUCAGCUUGGAGGAGAUUUAAAUUCUACCCCACUUCACUGGGCAACAAGACAGGGUCACUUAUCCAUGGUUGUACAGCUGAUGAAAUAUGGGGCAGAUCCGUCGCUAAUUGAUGGAGAAGGAUGUAGCUGUAUUCAUUUGGCUGCCCAGUUUGGACAUACUUCGAUUGUUGCUUACCUGAUAGCAAAGGGACAGGAUGUAGAUAUGAUGGAUCAAAAUGGAAUGACACCUUUAAUGUGGGCAGCUUACAGAACACAUAGUGUGGAUCCAACCCGAUUACUACUUACAUUUAAUGUUUCUGUUAAUCUCGGAGACAAAUAUCACAAAAACACAGCAUUGCACUGGGCUGUGCUAGCAGGAAAUACUACAGUUAUUAGUCUUCUGUUAGAAGCUGGAGCUAAUGUUGAUGCUCAAAAUAUAAAGGGAGAAUCACCACUUGAUCUAGCAAAACAGAGGAAAAACGUUUGGAUGAUCAAUCACCUACAGGAAGCAAGACAGGCAAAGGGAUAUGACAGUCCAUCCUUUCUGAGAAAACUAAAAGCUGAUAAGGAAUUCCGUCAGAAGGUGAUGCUGGGAACUCCUUUCCUAGUUAUUUGGCUGGUUGGGUUUAUAGCAGACCUAGACAUUGAUUCUUGGCUCAUUAAAGGGCUGAUGUAUGGUGGCGUUUGGGCUAUGGUGCAGUUUCUUUCAAAGUCAUUCUUUGAUCACUCCAUGCACAGUGCAUUGCCUCUUGGGAUAUACUUAGCAACAAAAUUCUGGAUGUACGUGACGUGGUUCUUCUGGUUUUGGAAUGAUCUCAAUUUUUUCUUUAUACAUCUUCCAUUCCUCGCUAAUAGCGUUGCACUUUUCUACAAUUUUGGAAAAUCCUGGAAGUCUGAUCCGGGAAUCAUCAAAGCCACAGAAGAACAAAAGAAAAAGACAAUAGUAGAACUUGCAGAGACGGGAAGUCUGGACCUCAGUAUAUUCUGCAGUACCUGUUUGAUACGGAAGCCAGUGAGGUCCAAACACUGUGGUGUAUGCAAUCGAUGUAUAGCAAAGUUUGAUCACCACUGCCCGUGGGUGGGUAACUGUGUAGGAGCAGGGAACCAUCGCUAUUUUAUGGGAUACCUGUUCUUCUUGCUUUUUAUGAUCUGCUGGAUGAUUUAUGGAUGUAUCUCUUACUGGGGUUUCCACUGUGAGACAAGUUACGCAAAGGAUGGAUUUUGGACCUAUAUUACACAGAUUGCUACCUGUUCUCCGUGGAUGUUUUGGAUGUUUCUAAACAGUGUUUUUCACUUCAUGUGGGUGGCUGUGUUACUCAUGUGUCAGAUGUAUCAGAUAUCUUGCUUAGGUAUCACUACAAAUGAAAGAAUGAAUGCCAGAAGAUACAAGCACUUUAAAGUUACAACCACAUCUAUUGAAAGCCCAUUCAACCAUGGAUGUAUAAGGAACGUUAUAGACUUCUUUGAAUUCAGAUGCUGUGGUCUUUUUCGGCCUGUUAUCGUGGACUGGACGAGGCAGUAUACAAUAGAAUACGACCAAACUUCAGGAUCAGGCUACCAGCUAGUGUAGCACCACCUUCAUCCUGUGAGCAUAUCAUAUCUGAGUGGUGCCUGAAAAAUUUUCUCUCUCUCUCGAAUCCGCAUCCCUUGAAGAGUAGCAUGCUAUGUGUAGGGCUGAUGAUGAAUCUUAAGGUACCUUCUCUUCAUCAGAAUUUUAUUAACAGAAGUAAAAAUGGACAGAAUAAACUGCCAAACCUGAUAAGGAAGAGGAGGAAGAUCAAAAAGGGAUUUUAACAGUUCUUAACAUGAGGAUUACUCGCGACAGCGUAUUCACAGUAUUUAUUAUUGGCUUUUUUUGUUUAAGGUCUUUCACAAUGGAACAUGAGAUUAUUGAAGUAUUGACAAAAGUAGUUAACGUUGUGCUGAGCAGAAAAAUUGAUUUCCCAAUAUGAAUAAUUCCACUGAAACAAGAAUCUAGAAUAUAAAACUAAAUUUCAUGAUGCAGAGUUCACCAGUCACUAUGUUGUAGGUCCUGUGGUGUGAUUUUUUUAAAUACAGAUUUUCUGUAGUAUUAUGCACAUUGAAAAACGUGCUUUUCAAUGCUGUUGUAAACAUCAUGUGGUAGGAAUCCCCCGUAAUGUGUCAAGUUAUAGCAGUAGGGCACGUCAGAUAAUGUCAAGAACAAAUGUGUUGCCCACAUUUUGCGGUGAUUGUUUUUGCCACCAGUGAGUGGUACAACGAAAUACUUGUAAUAACCCUGCUCUGAGAUGAUGUAGUCUGAAAUCAACAAUUGUGCAAAUAAGGAAAGCUCUUCCAUCAAAGUUAAAGCCCUGCUUAAAUGCAUG